Messenger RNA from Mercenaria mercenaria, 4654 nucleotides. RefSeq lists its product as uncharacterized. The transcript has 11 exons. NCBI's taxonomy places the organism in Eukaryota, Metazoa, Mollusca, Bivalvia, Venerida, Veneridae. The record is from RefSeq and is a predicted model, not a curated record. Bases 1254 to 2867 code for a protein of 537 amino acids.
UGAAAAAUAAGACUAUAGGGAGAUUAAAGUUUACAUAAGAUGAAUUGACAUUAUUUACACAAGUCUUUAUCUAAAGUAUAAAACCAAGCAAAACCAAGAACAAAAAUCUAAUUGGAAUAACUGUUAGGAGAACUCUGUCACCCAAAACCAAAAUCGACAUCAGUGUGCACAUGGAUAUGAAAACGACAUUUAGACAAAACUACAUAGACAAAGACAUAAAUAAAAAGUAUAAAAAAAAAGUCAAGCACAAAAAAAAAUACAAAUAAAGGAAAAGGGUGGAGAACGACUCUGAAGCGGUCAGUGGCAAAAUAUCAAUAGAAAGUUUUGUUGACUGCUUGCGCGAAAAAAAAACACUCUAAAUACACAUACAGUGUACAGCGUAGGACAAACAAGUGCACACAUAAUGUCAGAGUCAAUGAUUUUUAAUAAAAUGUUAUACAUUUCACAAUUUGAAUGAACUAUUUUUUUUCUUUAAUGUCUUCCCGACUCGGGAUUUUGUUUGUUUGAUCAUUGCUAUCAUUGUCAUUUCGGUACUUUCUUAUAGUGAAAAUAGUGAAAUUCGCCCAAGUUUUGAUUCAGUGUUGUUUUUAUUCUAGUCUAUAUAUGUUCUGGUAAUGGGCAAACAGAGCAAUGAACUUCUACAAGCAGUUUUCAACCUUAAGGCUUGUAUCCAUUGCAGUGAUGGGACGGCGCUCUAGGGUUUUGUGCAGCUUUUUGUUGUCUAAAUUGAUGUCUGUGUUGAUAUCAGGAAUGAUAUCGAGUCUGUUUUCUACGAAAAUCAUAUCAUAUAUGCAUAGAUUUGCCUAGCUUUUAUCUAAUAUUCAGUUAGGUGUUUACAUUUAGAAAGAAGUUUAAGUAUAUAGAUACAUACAUGUACGCACUAGGAUAUAAUACUUCCUUGUUUGUUGUUCUCUAGGGGGAACGCUCUUGUUAAAAAAAGAAUUUUUACUGUUGUUUUUUUUAACAGAAAUAAAGGAAUGAUAUAAGUAAGUAAAAGGAUAGGAUAAAAUAACAGUAUUUAUUUUUUUGUACAUUGAAGUGUAUUUAUCAAUAUUCGUAUUGUCACGUGACGUGACAUUGAUGACUAAACAUUGGACAAACAUACGAAGCGAGUAAAAAUCUGGAUUACAGGUCAUACAGAAAAAAAGAUUCUCAAGAAGACAGAGUUGUGCAGAGACUGUAAUGAAUAAAAGUGAAAAUUAUAUUCAUAACUUAUAAAGACAAAAUCUGUCAGCUUGGUGGUUAAACAAAAGAUGGAGGGAGACCAAAACAGACAAAAUUUUGAUGCAUAUCAUGAACAAGUUAGAAUGCAGAUGUACGGACCAGGUACUACUCAUCCAUCCAAUCCAUUGACAGAUCUGCCAUAUCCUUUGCAAGUGGGAGUCAAUUUCCAACAGGCUCAUAUGGUGGAAGCUGAUGAAAUGUCAAUGGGAUUUGCAGGAGUAGGACCACAAUCUCACAACAGCAGUAUUGUUUUUCCAAGGAUUUCUGGUCCAGACACUACAAGACCAUCAAAUAAUGGUUUCUCUGGAGCAGGAUUACAGUCAGUUUCUGGAUUUAGUAAUGACAACAUGAACAAUCCUGGAAAUGGGCAUAUACAGGUGGUACCAAGCACUAGCAGCAGAUCUCGAGAUAUAGUUAGACCAUUAUUGUGGCAAGAUCAGCAGCCAAAUAAUGGUGCAGUUCAACAGUCAGUUUCAGGAUUUAGUGAUUACUGGAUGAAUGACAGAGGAAAUACACAGAUGUUACCUAGUACUGGCAAUGGAUGUAAUUUAGAAACAGGCAUAAGUAAUGGAGGCGCUUGUGUGGAAAUGGAUGAUGUUGCCAUUGAGAGAAACAGGGAGCUGAUACAGAGACUGAAAUCUAAAGUUGAAGACUAUGAAAAGAAAAAAGACAAGUGCACCAAAUCUUUCAUUGACAUAGGAUUCAAUAGAAAGCAGGCAGAAGCAAAUGGAUCUGAACUGAGAUAUUUCACUAAUGUUGGAAACGAGGUGAUGUGCCUUCAGUGCCGUUCUCGUGCAGAUAGAACAGACAAGUUUCAUCAUCGUGAUGACUGCCUAGUGUAUAAAACCUUGAAGGAAAUAGGAGAUGCUUCAUCUGAUGAAGACAGCUUACCUCAGAGAUGUGAUUCAGAUGAGAGUAUGGAGUCUGCGGAAAACGAACCAAGCUGCACAUCUGGGAGAGAAUUGGUUUCUGCAAAUGAAUUCGAGCCUACUGUACCAGUUAAAUUAGAGCCUGUCACUGGAUUUCAGUCAUUGUCCAGUGAUGAUUCACUGUUUAGAAGUGGCAAUGACACAGACGUAGUUUUACCAACUGACGGGAAGAGUAAGUCUACAAUUACACAGCUAAGAAACAUGGGCUAUGAAGUCGACAUUAUACAAGCCAUAUUCAGAAUUCAAGGGGGAAAAUGUUUACAGUCGGCAGAGGACUUUCUGUAUUGGGAGGAAAUAUCAAAAAAAUCUUCCAACCAAAGCAAUGCUUCCAGUUACAUGUCUGUACAACAGUGCCCCAGUUCUAGUGUCUCUGCAGCUCCAGUUCCUGAUGUUCUUGUCUCAGGAGACACCUUGCCAUCAAGAAAUUAUGUUACAGCUGGUGGUUACUCUCAAGGAGAGACAAGCUCUAACAGUUUUCUAACAAGCGAGAGCGGGGGCAGAGUGCAUGAGCCUCCAAUGUUGAGAGGUGCUGAUAAUGUCAAUCGAGAUUAUGAGUACUGCCUUGCCUGUAAGAGGGAACGUGCAUGGGUAAACCAAAAACCUUGUGGGCAUGUCGUCUGCAAAACGUGUGGUGAUCGAUCCAAUGUAUUCUGCAAUGUGUGCGGUGUAUUUGUUACAUACAGGGGUAUUUUUGAUAUAGCGUCUACAAAUUAAUGAUACUUUCAGCAUAAACAAAAUUAAUUAAGUUUUUUAUUUUUAUUUUCCGCUACACCAACAUAUGAAAGUUUUUUCUUCAGAUUAAAUUUCAUUUCACAAUAUUGUAUUAUAUUUUUGUCAUAAAAUUAAUUUGUAACAAUAAUUAAACAUAUCAGUUUUUACAUAAUUCAGAAUGUCUUUAUUUUUUAUAUUAGUUUAAUAUUUUCUUCAGGAGUGAAUAUUUGAAACAAGAAAUCCUAUUAUUUUGUCCUUUUUACUCUAUAUCAGGAAUCACUUUAUAUAUUUUUGAUCAUUCAGAAUUAUCAGUUGCUGUUAGACCCACCAAAUCCAUAACAGAAUUUUUGUGAAGAUUCAGAUGAAAAGUCAUUCUGCAGGUCUCUGGCUGUGGUAGCACAUAUUGAAUUUGAAGAUAUUGUGAAUCAUUUUUGUUUUAUUUUUAAUAGUAAAAAUAUAAUUUCAGUGGAACUUUGAUAAAAAUGUAAUUUCGGUGGAACUUUGGUGAAAAUGUAAUUCCAGUGGAACUUUGGUAAAAAAUGCCUUUUCAAAUUGUUUUUGAAAAUAAUUUCAAAAUUAAACAGAGUAAUAUAUUAGAAGUUCCUAAUACCACCCCUGCAGAAUGAUUUUGAAUAAUUUCUGUGGUUUAGUCCAAUAUUUAAAGAUAUAUUUAGACCCAAAUUCAUACUUUGAAAGUAUGAAUAAUUACUUCAUAGUAUCUAUGUAAACAUAAAAUUAACAUGUUUUAGUGUACAAGCAGUACUGUGUUUUAGGUUUAAAAUGGUACACACCUAUUAUAUGUGUAGCUGAGCACAGUAUAAAUAUGUACUACCACUAUAAAUACUGGAAGUUUUUUUUGAAAAAAAUGACUGUUACACAUCCAGUGACAUUUGCUUUUGAAUGUAGCUCUACAAAUACAGUUUAUUUAUUUAGCCAGGUUAAGUUCAUAUGAUUGGAUUUUCUACAUUUAAAGGUAGUAUCUAAACAUGAACUUUCUUAAUGACAGCUGGACAUUGGAUAUCUUUAAAGAAAAAUAUUCGAAAAAAGCUAACUUUUCCAAAUACAUGAUUCUAGAAGCAAGUUCUAACCAAUGACAACACUAAGUGGUCUAGAUCUAUUAUCAUCAUCAGUUGUGACAGUAGCUGUGGAAAGUGAUGUUUGUGAUGUGAGUUUUAUGUGUGUCUUCACAUUAAUAAGUUCUUUAACAUUUUCAACCUUACUCUUGGUAAAAAAUAAUUUUUUAAUAUUUAUAAAAUAAUUAUAAGACAUAGUGUAGGUUGUGUAUGUAACAAAAUGAUUAUUAGAUAUGCAUGUAGAAAUAUGCAUCCUUCAGUUGCCCAAUAUUUCGACUGCAUAACUUGUGCAUAUUUCUCAAUACAGUUCUAAUAACUUUUGAGUAUUGAUAAACAAUUUAAGUAAGUAAACUUAAAAGUUAAAAGGCUCAUAAACUAAAAAAGAAUCCAUUUGUAACAUUUUUGUUAAGGCAUAGAGAUACAGCUAAAAAUAGAGGAUAACUUAAAUAGUUUGAAAAGCUUAAUAAGCUAUAAUAAGUUUGAAAAUGAAUUUAUUCAUUUUUGUGUGAAAUUCCAAUUUGCCCACUUUUGAGUGAAAUUCUAAUUUGCACACUUGGACCAUUAUAAGACCAUAACAAAAAAUGUUUCAGAAUGGUUGUAUAAUUGCUUUUCUUGAAAAUGGCCAGUUCAUUUCAUAUCAUAUAGGUCUGAUAACAUAUAGUUAUUUUAAGUCUGUAAGCUCUGAAUGAUCUUUUUAACUAUUAAACCAGAAGCAUC